Trichomonas vaginalis G3 is the source of this 387-nucleotide messenger RNA. RefSeq lists its product as uncharacterized. The record is from RefSeq and is a predicted model, not a curated record. The transcript has a single exon. Lineage: Eukaryota; Parabasalia; Trichomonadida; Trichomonadidae. Bases 1 to 387 code for a protein of 128 amino acids.
AUGUCGCCACCACAAGGUGUUGCAUACCCACCACAAGGAAUGCCACCACAAGGACAGUAUCCACAACAAUAUCCACAACAAAUGCCAUAUCCAGGCCAACUUCCUCCACAAGGACAAUAUCCUCCAGGCCAAUAUCCACCACAGCAGCCUGUUCCAGGUCAAUACCCACCUCAGGGACAAUAUCCUCCACAAGGUCAGUAUCCACCAGGCCAAUAUCCACCACAGGGACAGUAUCCACCAGGUCAGUAUCCUGCUCAGGGUUUGACACACAAGGAUCAAAAGAAGUUAGAAAAGGAACAAAAGAAGGCUGAAAAGGAGUUCAAGAAAGAACAGAAGAAGGCCGAAAAAGAAGCUGAGAAGGCUUACAAGAAGGCUCAUAAGCAUUAG